ACCGGGCGGGCGGAGCCGGCUUUUCUGUCGGCGGACACGGGCCGGCGCACCGCGCCUUUAAGGCGUCCCGCGGAGCCGGGCGCCGGGAACCGAGCGGCGCGGGCACGAGCGCUGCUGCCGGACGCGAGCGAGCGGGGCUGGGGGCCGAGGACCGGCGUCGGGAGCCCGCGGCGCGACCCAGGCGCCCGAGAAUCUCAUUUUCAGCUUCUGCCAGAGCCAGUAGCAGUUGGGAAAGAAGGCUGUGUUCUUUGAAGACCCCACAGGUGUCAGCCAGUCUCACAGAGCAGGAUGGAUCUUGACGUGGUUAACAUGUUUGUGAUCGCCGGCGGGACACUGGCCAUCCCCAUCCUGGCGUUUGUAGCCUCAUUUCUCCUAUGGCCUUCAGCGCUGAUAAAAAUCUACUACUGGUACUGGCGGAGAACACUGGGCAUGCAGGUCCGCUACGCAUACCAUGAAGACUAUCAGUUCUGCUAUUCUUUCCGGGGCAGGCCUGGGCCCAAACCGUCCAUCCUCAUGCUCCAUGGAUUCUCUGCACACAAGGAUAUGUGGCUCAGCGUGGUCAAGUUCCUUCCAAAGAAUCUGCACUUGGUCUGUGUGGACAUGCCAGGACAUGAGGGGACCACCCGAUCCUCCCUGGAUGACCUGUCUAUAGAUGGGCAAGUAAAGAGAAUACACCAGUUUGUAGAAUGCCUCAAGCUGAACAAAAAACCCUUCCAUCUGAUAGGCACCUCCAUGGGUGGCCAUGUGGCUGGGGUAUAUGCCGCUUACUACCCAUCAGAUGUCUGCAGUCUUUGUCUUGUGUGCCCUGCUGGCCUGCAGUACUCAACUGAUAAUCAAUUUGUACAGCGGCUCAAAGAACUGCAGGACUCAGCCGCCGUCGAGAAGAUCCCCUUGAUCCCGUCCACCCCAGAAGAGAUGAGUGAAAUGCUCCAGCUCUGCUCCUAUGUCCGCUUCAAGGUGCCCCAGCAGAUCCUUCAAGGCCUUGUUGACGUCCGCAUUCCUCAUAACAACUUCUACCGAAAGCUGUUUUUGGAAAUCGUCAGUGAGAAGUCAAGAUACUCCCUCCAUCAGAACAUGGACAAGAUCAAGGUUCCCACACAGAUCAUUUGGGGGAAGCAAGACCAGGUGCUUGACGUGUCUGGUGCAGACAUGUUGGCCAAGUCAAUCGCCAACUGCCAGGUGGAACUUCUAGAAAACUGUGGGCAUUCCGUGGUAAUGGAGAGGCCCAGGAAGACAGCCAAGCUCAUCGUUGACUUCUUAGCUUCUGUGCACAGCCCAGGCAACAAUAAGAAGCUGGACUGAGACCCCGACCGCAGCCUGCGCUCACACACAGCAUCUACCCCCAUCUCCAGAAGCGGACGCGGCCACCGUUUCUCAGGGAUCCUGCCCCUAACGUGGUCGGAGCGCCAGCGUCCCUGAGGAGGCCAGUCCCCCCCCCCCCCCCCCGCCACCAUCCCUGUCCCCGGUCUCGACAGAUCCACAGAGCUUCGGGGGCCAUGAGGGAAUCUCCAAGAUAUUUUUUCACAAUCUAGAAACUCCUGUGGGACAAAGUAAAGAAAACCCAGCCAUGAAAUCUACCCGGAAGUCUUCAAGUUCAUGUUGCAAAGCAGCUGCCUUGGACCGUGAUCACCAAGGCCAUUUCCUUUAAAACAUCCUUCACAGACUGAGAACUCGAGGUUUUCCUGUUGCCUCGACGUUCUCCCCUGCAUGGUCAGUGGCUGUUUUAGGAGCAUUAGUCUCCAUCUGCUGAGCCCUUCUCAUUUCUGUCUAGUUUUAAGUUUUGCAUAGAGGCCCGUAUGUGAAUGCACUGUGUCCACUGCAAGACCAGGAGAAUGCAAACUGUAAGAAAUGUUAGCACAUGAGGAGGGGUGCAGGUCCACUUCUGCUAGCCCUCCUAGCUGCCAGAGCAGUGGAGAGCACAGGUGGGUGGUUUGAUGGGCUCCCCCGCAUGUCAGCCCCUGGCAUAAGGGAGCCCAGACCCGUCGAGGUAUGAAGAACACCUAGCAGGGUAGGUGUCCUGGGAAUAAUUUAUUAUUUUUUAAAAUAGGACUAAUGAAGCAAUAAUGUGCUAUAAUCAGACUCGGGUUCCACCACACAAGCGCCUCGUGGGCCUCUUUUCUAUCUUGCUGUGCUAUGAAGACUGUUGGGUGUAAAAUACUAGUUUGUUAAUGAAUUCUGUGAAUUCCGUGAACAGUAAUGUGAUUGAAAAUAAAUCUAAAACAGCUGUAAACGUGACCACAAUGACAUGAAAUAAAUUUAAUAAAUCUAGAUCAGCAACAUGCAGACA
This is a messenger RNA of Canis lupus familiaris (dog), 2287 nucleotides long. It is a transcript of the gene ABHD6, whose product is annotated as abhydrolase domain containing 6, acylglycerol lipase. The transcript is spliced from 10 exons. The record is from RefSeq and is a predicted model, not a curated record. The coding region runs from base 289 to 1302 and encodes 337 amino acids. Gene Ontology annotation, molecular function: catalytic activity. NCBI's taxonomy places the organism in Eukaryota, Metazoa, Chordata, Mammalia, Carnivora, Canidae.